This is a messenger RNA of Chara braunii, 704 nucleotides long. NCBI's taxonomy places the organism in Eukaryota, Viridiplantae, Streptophyta, Charophyceae, Charales, Characeae. The record is from the annotation of a GenBank genome assembly.
UGCGUGUGUGUGUGUGUGUGUGUAUGUGUGUGUGUGUGUGUGGGUGGGNAGAGAGAGAGAGAGAGAGAGAGAGAGAGAGAGAGAUGGCGGGUGUCGAGGAGGUGGUGCGGGAGAUCGUGGGCGGGAAAACCGCCGUCGUCCAGGAAUCGAAGUUGGAGCGUCGUUGCCACCCUCGCGGACGGAUGGAUUUCAGCCCUGACACGGCUGAUCUCCAUAGUCGUGUGUACUAUGUUCUCGUGGAAGGGACCGUGGCGAUGAAGAUCGAUGGCGGUUUCGGGUACGACAAGGAAGGCAACCUGGUGGACGUCAUCCUCAACGUGAAGAAGCUGUUGGAAGUCGUCCCCGACGACUGGCGUCUCCCAGAGCGUGAUGUUAUCGGUGACAUUGUUAGAUACCUGGUGUCCGCCAUAGCUGAUGAACACAUGGAUGCGCUUAACGACAAUGCCUUCUACGUGGCGCACAUGCAGCCCCCUCUCCGGGGCAGGAAGUACUUGCACGGCGUUGUGCAGUCGUGGUGUCCUGAUGACGAUCUGAAGGCUGCGCGUCGGUGGUGGCCGCGGCGAGAAGCAAUCGUCCCCUGACCGCGUAGUUGUUGUUUUGCCGGCAUGGGUGUCAAAACGACCACGUGUCAAGCAUGUCGUGACGAUGCACCGCCGGUUGGAUACGUGGUAAUAUUCGUGUGUGAAUCAAUGGCCGGAACGAGG